This is a messenger RNA of Stegodyphus dumicola, 594 nucleotides long. RefSeq names its product RNA polymerase I subunit RpI12 (gene Polr1H). Gene Ontology annotation, biological process: DNA-templated transcription; termination of RNA polymerase I transcription. NCBI's taxonomy places the organism in Eukaryota, Metazoa, Arthropoda, Arachnida, Araneae, Eresidae. Gene Ontology annotation, molecular function: zinc ion binding; nucleic acid binding. The record is from RefSeq and is a predicted model, not a curated record. Gene Ontology annotation, cellular component: RNA polymerase I complex.
GUGCAAAACAUAAUAUCAGUCUCGUUUUAGUAUGUUUUGUUCUUGUUAAUUUAAUACUCAUGUCGUCAAAAAAUUUCAUUAACUCAGAUCCUGAUUUUUGUGCUCGUUGUGGAGGUGUGCUUCCACUCCCAGGAAACGAAGAUGUUGUAGUUUGUUCUAUGUGCGCGUAUAAAGUUGAUGUUAGAAAGUUUGAUGGCUUAACUAUUGCUUAUGAAAUCAAGUUUAAUAAUAAGGGCAAAUAUAGGAGAAAAAAGGAAAAAGAAAAAGAAGAAAGAAAAAGUGCUGCUCUUGGUCCUUUGGUUGACAGAGAAUGCUCAAAAUGUGGAAAUCAGAAUAUGACAUAUGCAACUCUACAAACUCGAUCUGCUGAUGAAGGGCAAACAGUUUUUUAUUCGUGUCCUAACUGUCAACAUCAAGAACAUGAAAAUUCUUAAAUCAAUGUGGAUUAUUUACCAUUUUGUGAUUAAAGAAUUUGAGAAUUUCAUGAGGAAUGAAAGAUACAGUCCUUGAAUGAUGUUGUAUAGUAAAUUUGGGUUUAUUUCAUAUAGUUUUAUAUUGUAUAUAUAAUAAAAUUUUUCAUAAUUUGAGCAUUCA